Messenger RNA from Thrips palmi, 1284 nucleotides. Its product is annotated as gustatory receptor 5a for trehalose-like. Gene Ontology annotation, biological process: sensory perception of chemical stimulus; detection of chemical stimulus involved in sensory perception of taste. The transcript is spliced from 8 exons. Gene Ontology annotation, cellular component: membrane. Bases 1 to 1236 code for a protein of 411 amino acids. Gene Ontology annotation, molecular function: taste receptor activity. The record is from RefSeq and is a predicted model, not a curated record. Lineage: Eukaryota; Metazoa; Arthropoda; Insecta; Thysanoptera; Thripidae.
AUGGCGAGACGAACGGAUGACGACGACGGCGACCGUGGCGCGGGGACCACCGCCCCCGCCGACGAGCACCCCGACGCGUUCGCCAACGCCAUGCGCUUCCCGCUCCGCGUCGGCCAGGCGUUGUCGGUGCUGCCGGUGGACGCCAUGACGGGGGCCCGGAGCCGGCCGCGCGCCGUCUACUCCGUCGUCACCAACGUCGGCCUCAGCCUCCUCGCCAUCCUCAGCGCCGUCAUGCAGCUGAGCAAGCCGAAGCGGCCCGACCUCGUCGAGUUCAUGGUGGUCGUGUUCUACACCAUGGCCGCCAUCAACUCCUGGCUGUUCUACCGCCUGGGCCGGCGCUGGUGGGCGGCGCUGCUGCGGGCGUUCCGGGUGCAGGACCGCAGGCAGGGGCCGUGUCCGGGGCUGCGCCGGAAGAUCUUCGCCAUCUCCUCGCUGCUGCUCGGCGUCUCCUUCGUGGAGCACAGCCUGUCCGAGAUGACCGCCGUCGUUGGGCUCAGCCGGGCGCACCCGAACGCCUCCUCCUUCAGCGAGUGCCUGGAGCUCUACUACUACGCCAACUACCCCAUGGUCAUCAUGGCCGUGGGCUACUGGCCCUUCAUGGCGCCCUUCGCGUUCAUGCUCAACUUUGUGGCCACCUUCCUCUGGAACUUCAACGACUUGUUCCUCAUGUCGAUGGGCGUGGCCGUGGCGAGCCGCUUCGAGUUCCUGCGCGAGUCCAUCGAGAAGGACGUCGGCGACGUGCUGGACGCCAAGGCCGCGGGCACGACGCCGCGCCUGCUGGGCAAGGCGUACUGGCGCUCGGCGCGCCGCGCCUACAACGCCCUCAGCAAGCUGGCCCGGCUGGUGGACCAGGCCCUCAACGUGCAGCUCUUCGUGUCCUUCCUCAACAACCUCUACUUCGUCUGCAUGCAGCUACUCAGGGGAUUCGACGGCCCGUCCGUCCGGUGGUGGGAGUCGCUGUACAUCCUGUUCUCCUUCGGCUUCCUCGUGGUGCGAACCUCGGCGGUGUGCCUGAUGGCGGCCUCGGUGGUGGAGAACAGCCGCUCCGUGCUGGGGGUGCUGCACUCCGUGUGCUCGGAGGACUACAACGAGGAGGUGCACCGGUUCCUGGUGCAGGUGGCGUCGGACGACGUCGCCCUCACGGGGCUCAACAUGUUCAAGGUGACGCGGGGGCUGCUGCUCACCGUGGCGGGCACCAUCCUCACCUACGAGGUCGUCCUGGUGCAGCUGCACUGAAAGUAACCCGACUGUGAUACGCAAUAAAGAGUUAAGUGGGAGAGUGCA